UACAUACAUAUAUACAUACAUACACACAUACAGUGUGUGUGUGUGCAUGUCAAAUUAUCACAUAGUACCAAGUAAGUUUGUACAAAUAAAAUAAUAUUCCUAUGACAUGUAAGGCUCCAAGUUGAAGACAUAGCCCUAAUACAUGUGUGUGUGUGUAUGUGUGUGUGUUUGUGUGUGUGUUUUGUUUUGUUUCGUUUCAGAGAAGGUUUCCUGUAAGACAUGGACCAAGGUAUCUAGCAUGGCUCUUUCCAUUCAGCUCCCAAUGGGGCUGCAUUGAGAAGAUUAGUACCUAUGUGUUCUCCCUAACGUGCCCCUGCUCUGAUCACUGUAGACUGUCAUUACAGGGAUCUGUGUCAUUUGAGGAUGUGGCUGUGGAUUUCACCCAACAAGAGUGGCACAGACUGGACUCUACCCAGAGGAACAUGCACAAGGAUGUGAUGCUGGAGACCUACAGUCACUUGGCAUCUGUGGGUGAGGAUGAGUGUGUCUGGGUAACCCCUGGGAGCAUAUGGUUCCUGUCCUAUAUGCCACCACUGCAGUUUAGUGAUAUAUUAGUUUUAGAUUGAAGAGUUGAAGCUGAAAAAAAAAAUAAAAAAAAGAGUUACAGCUGAAUGAUCAGUUUAGGGCUCCAGGAAGAAUGUGUUCUCAUGUCCCCAAAUGUAAGGUUUAAAUGGGCCCCUUCCUUGUGCAGCUCAUGAAAGAUGUACCUUCCUCCUCCAUCAGAUGCCCUAAAGCUCAAACUUCUUGGCCCAUGUCCUGUGCCAUUUCCCAUUAACAGGCCUCUGCGUGGCCAAACCAGACAUGAUCUUUAAGUUGGAGAGAGGAGAAGAACUGUGGAUAUUAGAAGAGGAAUCUUCAGGCUGUAAUUACUCAGGUCUCACCGUACAGCCCAAGUUGUCCUGAAAGUUGUGAUCCUCCUGCUUCAGUCUCCCAAUUACUGAGAUUACUGGUUUGAAUUACUGUGUCUAGCUCCAAAUUAUAACAUUAUAAGACUAUGUUAAGUGUUUUAUAUUAUGACAGGGGAAGCCAUUUGGGGAUUUUACAUGAAUGAAUGACACACAUCUUGUUUUUAAAGGACCUCUGUCUCUGCUGUCUGGCAACAGUUCAAUUGGGGGUAAUGCCCUUGUACUGGAGAAUAACAUUUUUCAGUAUCAGAGUAUUCAAACUUUGAAUCAAAAUGUUGAUUAUAACAGAUGUGAGGAAGACUUCCAUGAAGAAACAGGUUUUAUUCAACAUAAAAGGACUCAUACCAGAGAUAAAAACUUUGAAUGUCAUGAAUGUGGAAAAGUAUACUGCAGGAAAUCUAACCUUGUUGAACAUCUGAGAACACAUACAGGGGAGAGGCCCUAUGAGUGUGGUGAAUGUACAAAGACUUUCAGUGCAAGGUCAUACCUCAUUGCUCAUCAGAAAACUCACACGGGAGAAAAGCCCUUUGAAUGUCAUGAAUGUAGAAAAUCUUUUGGCAGGAAGUCACAACUCAUUCUACAUUGCAGAACACACACAGGAGAGAGGCCCUAUGAAUGUACUGAAUGUGGGAAAACCUUUUCUGAGAAGGCAACCCUCACAAUCCACCAGAGAACCCACACUGGUGAGAGGCCUUAUAAAUGCAAUGAAUGUGGUAAGACAUUUCGUGUCAAGAUAUCUCUCACCCAGCACCUAAGAACUCACACAGGGGAGAAACCCUAUGAAUGUGGGGACUGUGGGAAAAACUUCCGAGCAAAGAAAUCCCUAAACCAACAUCAAAGAAUUCACACAGGUGAGAAACCCUAUGAGUGUGGAGAAUGUGGGAAAUUCUUCCGAAUGAAAAUGACUCUAAAUAAUCAUCAAAGAACUCACACAGGUGAAAAACCCUAUCAUUGUAAUGAAUGUGGGAAAGCCUUCAGGGUACAGUCAUCUCUGGGAAUCCAUCAGAGAAUCCAUACAGGAGAGAAGCCCUAUGAAUGUAAUAAAUGUGGAAAUGCUUUCUAUGUGAAAGCUCGUCUCAUUGAGCAUCAGCGUAUUCAUUCAGGAGAGAAACCCUAUGAAUGUAGUGACUGUGGGAAGAUCUUUAGCAUGAAGAAAUCCCUUCGUCAACACAAGAAGACUCACACUGGUGAGAAGCCUUAUGAAUGUAGUGAAUGUGGAAAUGCUUUUUAUGUGAAAGUGCGCCUCAUUGAGCAUCAGAGAAUUCACACAGGAGAGAGGCCUUUUGAAUGUCAGGAAUGUGGAAAGGGCUUCUGUCGGAAAUCCCACCUCACAGAACACCAGAGAACUCACUUGGGCCGAUCCUUGCUUUGUGCAUUGGAGAAAGCUUCUCCUUGAAGAGUCCCUCACUCCCAACACUGGGCCAAGCCCCUAGGGGCAUCUAAUCAAGCAGAACAUGCAAAGCACAUUUGCCACUGUUUGGUACUUAGACUGGUAUAAAAAUGUGUCUGCUCCCUUUAGAGAAUAGCUUAGUAUUGCUUGCUUUUUUUUUUGGAGACACUUUGUAGCCCAGGCUGGCCUUGAACUUUUGCCAGUCUUCUGAGUGCUUUGACAACAGGUGGGCAAAACAGUCUGUCUGUCUUUUUUCAUUUGUAUUUCUCAAUUUAGUGAUGAAGUUGAACAUAUUGUGUGAUGAUUAGCCAUUUGAAUAUUUUUUUAAAUCUGUACUGAUUGCUUAUAUCCUUUGUUCACUGUUUCCUAAUGAGAACUUUAUCUUACUCUCUGGUUUAAAUGUUGUUGUUGGUGUUAUUGUUUAACAUGUAAGCAUAUAAAGUCCUCAUUCAUGUGUUAAAAUAUCUUCUCUCAGAUUACUCAGCUGGUUUUUCAAUUUUGUUAACUCUUUUCUUGCACUAAAGUUUUAUGUUUAAGCUAUUGUCUGUUUUAAGGUGGUAAUAUUUAUUUAUACUUCCUCAAACAUUUAAAAUUUGAAUCUACUGUGAGAUUUUUUUGAUAUAGUAUGGAGUCUGCAAUGUAUAAUACUAUUUUGUCUUGUUAAUUUUUUUUUACAGAAAUUGUGUCACAUUGUAGUUAAAUGCUUAGCAAGUUGGCUUGUUUUCAAUUGACGUUACCUUCCUAAGAUCUGUCCCUGUUGGUAACUUUAAGUCUUGUGCCAGUUAUUAAGCUAUUCUGUUCUUACUGUAAGUCCACCCUUCUAGAGUGUGCUUUGUUACUCUGAAACAUAUUCUGCCUUGUCAACUGCUACCUUUUGGAACUUGGCUAAUAAGAUUCUGGAUACAGCCAGCCUGUGGUGGCACAUGCCUUUAACCCCAGCACUCAGGAGGCAAAGGCAGGUAGAUCUCUGAGUUUGAGGCCAUGCUG
Peromyscus leucopus (white-footed mouse) is the source of this 3282-nucleotide messenger RNA. It is a transcript of the gene Znf157, whose product is annotated as zinc finger protein 157. Lineage: Eukaryota; Metazoa; Chordata; Mammalia; Rodentia; Cricetidae. Gene Ontology annotation, biological process: negative regulation of transcription by RNA polymerase II. The record is from RefSeq and is a predicted model, not a curated record. Gene Ontology annotation, molecular function: DNA-binding transcription repressor activity, RNA polymerase II-specific. The transcript has 2 exons. The coding region runs from base 1048 to 2301 and encodes 417 amino acids.